UCUGCGCAACCCCACCUGCGGGCCAGCUAUGCUCCGGAUGACUUUUCAUACGGCGGCUCCAUCGGGGAGCUGAGGUCGACGUGUAUCGAGGAGUUCCCUCCAGCGUUUGACUUUGACUCCUACGUGGAGACUCUAUCACAAGUCAAUGUGAUGUAUCCAGACUCCCCGCCACACUAUGAUGAAUGUGUGGGACCAGGUGCGACACAGAUAUACGUCCCCACAGAUGACCCCCCUCCGUACUCCCUCACGGACCCCUGUCAGCGGGGCCACCAGCAGGCCACCUACACCAGCCUGGAGAUGGAGGAGCCGUCCGCUGGAGCUGGAGCCUCUUGGGUGUCCGCCAGCAGCGCCGCCGCCUCCCACUACCCAAUCGGACUGCAUGAGCUCCGGCAGCAGCCAAUAUCCUCCAUCUCCCAGUCAGCGUUCCCCCUGGAGGAGGCGCCCCCAUACGAGGUGGUGGUGAGCAGGCAGAACCAGCCCAUCCCUCUGAUGCCCAUGGACCUGCUCAAACACCUCUCGGAGGACAGCCAUAGUCCCCAGAGAGCCCGGGCUGUCGCACACAGAAUCCUGUAGAGCUGACUGGGCUAGUCCACUCCUAUGCUCUUUGUGCGGACAGCCUGAAUCUCUCUUCCGCUUCUUCCAGUGUCCCUUUGUGCAUGACAGGCAGUAUCAAAAGAGAUGGACUUUCUGGACUGAAGCGGAAACUUUGGGUUGAACCUGAACUCAGUCUGCACCUUCCUUUCCUUCCCCCUACCUCUUGGAUAAGCUGUGUCCCCCGACUCCAAAGAUGUUACCCGCAUCACUCCUCACUCUCUCUCCCUACUGGGGCACUGCCAUGAAAUCACAGGGCUACUACUAGUUACCUGGGGCUGGGAGUAUGGUCUUUCUGUCCAGAGGGAAUUCACUUCAUACUGUACAAUGGUCUCAGUUUAGGAGGCAUUCACGCAUUUAGGAAGCAUUAUCAAAGUCUGUUUUUAGCACCAAAAAAAACAGUAGAGGUAACCUGAAGUGGUUUCACAUGGAUAUUCUGUAUGUACUGUUGGUUCUUGUUGUGUUGAAAUGGAAUUGCUCUUGAUUAAAAAAAACUAUAGCAAGAAUGCCUAAUUUCACAUUCCACCGCAUAUCCAUAUGGUUUUAUUAAUAUUUUCUACAUGCAAAUAAUAUUUGAUUUAUAUUUAGUUGACUUUAGGACUCUGGCAGUCUGUAAUUUCAACUGAUAAAUAUACCCCAGAACUUGACCUUUUCCACAGAAGGUUCUACAUGGAACCCGAAAGGGUUCUACCUAGAACCAAAUAGGGUUCUCCUAU
Messenger RNA from Salvelinus sp. IW2-2015, 1307 nucleotides. NCBI's taxonomy places the organism in Eukaryota, Metazoa, Chordata, Actinopteri, Salmoniformes, Salmonidae. The record is from RefSeq and is a predicted model, not a curated record.